CCAAUUCGAUGUCUAAUAGAAGUGAUGAAAGGGGGCUGGAUGCGGUGGCUCACGCCUGUAAUCCCAGUACUUUGGGAAGCCAAGGCGGGUGGAUCACGAGGUCAAGAGAUCGAAGACCAUCCUGGUCAACAAGGCAUCGUUGACAUUUACAGAUGUGGCUAUGGAAUUCUCUCUGGAGGAGUGGAAUGCCUGGACAAAGCACAGCAGAAUUUAUAUAAAAAUGUGAUGUUAGAGAACUACAGAAACCUGGUCUUCCUCGGUUUUAUUGUCUCUAAGCCAGACCUAAUUACCUGUCUGGAGAAAGAAAAAGAGCCCUGGAAUAUGAAGCAACAUGAAAUGGUGGAUGAACCCCCAGUUAUGUGUUCUCACUUUGUCAAAGAACUUUCGCCAGAGCAAAAUAUAAAAGAUUCUUUCCAAAAAGUGAUACUGAGGAGAUACAAUAAAUGUGGAGAUGAUAACUUACAAUUAAGGAAAGGCUGCAGAAGUGUGGAUGAGUGUAAACUGCACAGAGGAGAUUAUAGUCGACUUGAUCAAUGUUUGCCAACUACUCAGAGCAGAAGGUUUCAAUGUCAUACAUAUGUGGAAGUCUGUCAUACAUUUUCAAACUCAAAUAGACAUAAAAUAAGACAUACAGGAAAGAAACUUUUCAAUUGUAAAGAAUGUGGCAAAUCAUUUUGCAUGCUCUCCCUACUAACUCAACAUAAAAGAAUUCAAAUUGGAGAGAAACCCUACAAAUAUGAAGAAUGUGGCAAAGCCUUUAAUGAGUUGUCAAACCUUACUGCACAUAAGAUGAUUCAUACUGGAGAGAAACGCUACAAAUGUGAAGAAUGUGGCAAAGCAUUUAACCAGUCUUCAAUCCUUACUAGACAUAAAAGAAUUCAUACAGGAGAGAAAUCCUACAAAUGUGAAAAAUGUGGCAAAGCCUUUAACCGUUUCUCAACCCUUACUACACAUAAGAGAAUUCAUACUGGAGAGAAACCCUACAAAUGUGAAGAAUGUCACAAAGUCUUUACCCUUCCCUCAACCCUUAAUAAACAUAAGAUAAUUCAUACUGAAGGAAAACCCUACAAAUGUGAAGAAUGUGGCAAAGCCUUUAAUGAGUCCUCAAAGCUUACUGCACAUAAGAUAAUUCAUACUGGAGAGAAACCCUACAAAUGUGAAGAAUGUCACAAAGCCUUUAAUCUGUCCUCAACCCUCACUGCACAUAAGAUAAUUCAUACUGGAGGAAAAUCCUACAAAUGUGAAGAAUGUGGCAAAGCCUUUAACCAGUCCUCAAACCUCACUAUGCAUAAGAGAAUACAUGGUAGAGAGAAACCCUAAAAGUGUGAAGAAUAUGGCAAAAAUUUUAACCAAUUCUCAACCUUUACUAAACAUAAGAUAAUUUAUACUGGAGAGAAAUCCUACAAAUGUGUUAAAUGUGGCAAAGCCUUUAACCAGUCCUCAACUUUUGCUAAAAAUGAAAAUUCACAUGGAAAAUGAACCCUGCUAAUGUGAAGAAUGUGAUGAAUGCUUUAACGAGUUCUCAACCCUUAGCUCACAUAAUACUGGAGAUGAACUGUACAAGUGUGAAGAAUGAAGCAAAGCCUUUUACAAGUCCUCAGUUCUUAACAGACAUAAUUCAUCCUGGAGAGAAACUCUGCAAACCUGAAAGAGGUGACAAUGCUUUUAACAACACCUCAGACCUUUCCAAACAUAAAAGUAAUCAUACUGGUACAAAACCCUGGAAAUGUGAAGAAUGUGACAAAUCCUUUAAAUGGUUUCCACACUUGAUUGUAGGUAAGAUAAUUUUGACUGAGGAACUCCAAGUGUAAAGAAUGUGGCAAAACUUUUUUUUUUUUUAAAUGGGGUCUCACCCUGUCACUCAGGCCACAGUGCAGUGGCGUGAUCUUGGCCAACUGCAAUCUGCACCUCCCAGGUUCAAGUGAUUCUCCUGCCUCAGCCUCCCCAAGUAGCUGGGAUUACAGGUACCUGCCACAAUGUCUGGCUGAUUUUGGUGUUUUUAGUAGAGAUGGGGUUUCACCAUGUUGGCCAGGCUUAGUCUUAAACUUCUUACCUCAAUUGAUCCACCUGCUUCGGCCUCCCAAAGUACUGGGAUUAAAGGUGGGAACCACCAUGCCUGUGGCAUAACUUCAGCAGUGUUCACACCUUAUUGCACAGGAAAGCAUUUGCACUUGAGAAAAUGUGUACAAAUAUUAAGAAUGGAAAAGCCAUUAAUAUCUGCUUAUAUCUUACUCAACAUCAAAAAGCUUAUAUUUUUUUUUGAGAUGGAGUUUUGCUCUGUUUCCCAGGCUAGAGGGCAGUGGUGUGAUCUUGGCCCACUGCAACAUCUGCCUCCUGGAUCCUAGCAAUUCUCCUGCCUCAGCCUCCUGAGUAGCUAAGAUUACAGGCAUGCCUUACCAUGCCUGGCUAAUUUUUGUAUUUUUAGUAUAGAUGUGGUUUCCCCGUGUUGGUAAGGCUGGUCUCAAACUGCUGACCUUGUGAUGCACCUGCCUCAGCCUCCCAAAGUGCUGGGACUGCAGGCAUGAGCCACUGUGCCAGGUCAAGAGUUUAUACUUAAUAAAACAUUUUAAGUGCAAUUACUAUCA
Molecule: messenger RNA, 2585 nt
Organism: Callithrix jacchus (white-tufted-ear marmoset)
Lineage: Eukaryota; Metazoa; Chordata; Mammalia; Primates; Cebidae
Biological process (GO): regulation of transcription by RNA polymerase II
Cellular component (GO): nucleus
Molecular function (GO): DNA-binding transcription factor activity, RNA polymerase II-specific
Source: RefSeq, a predicted model, not a curated record